Molecule: messenger RNA, 1265 nt
Organism: Thermothelomyces thermophilus ATCC 42464
Lineage: Eukaryota; Fungi; Ascomycota; Sordariomycetes; Sordariales; Chaetomiaceae
Exons: 2
Coding region: 163-684 (173 amino acids)
Source: RefSeq, a predicted model, not a curated record
GUCUCGUGAUUAGGUUCACGCUACUUUGUGCUCCAACGUUGGAUACCCUUCUUGAUUAUCAGGCACUGGUUUAUCACCGCCGCCUGCCAGAGGGCCCUUCGCGCCUUUCUCAUACUGCAAUCCUCGAGACCAGAGACCAGAGACCGGAACCAUCGUCGCACAAUGUCGAGCCAGAAUCCAUCCACGCCUGUCAAGGUGCCAUCAUCGGCUGCCAACUACACCGCCGCCACACAGGAUCAAGACCUCAGGUCUCAAAUCAAUGCCUUGCUGAUAAAGGAAGGCCACGUUUCCAAGAUCCAGGAGAGUCUCCUGCACGCGCUGCACGCCCACCAGUCCAACUGGCCCAGCGUCAUCCAAGCCCAUGCCCUCUCCCUCCUCCGCUCCGGCGAAGUGACCUCCUUUCCAGCCCUCAUGCGUCGCGUGCUUGAGGACGUCCGGCAAGACACGGCCCUCGGGCCCAGCGCCAACAACACCAACGGCAACUCCAGACCCGCCACCAACGGCGCCACCGAGGAGAACGGCACCCCCCUGGCAAACGGCAAGAAGGCCGACUCCAACGGCUCCAACGGUGCCGCCGCCAGACAAAGCCUCGCCGUGCCCCAGACGGUUGUCGACGAAGCGCUCAGGAUCACGCGCGAGUGCCUGGACCUGGUCUGCGAGAUCGACGAGACUGGCGCGACAUGAUUGCUUCGAGGGGAAACAACCCAGCAAAGGGAAGAAGGGGUGGGGGGGUGUGGGGUGGAACAAGGAGAGAGGUGUGAACGAGGGCAGGCCGGCUCUCCAAAAGGGGCCGGGACAGGCGAGGAGGUGUUUGUGGACAACGGAAAUUGGCAUCACCGGUCUGCAUCAUCAACCCCCCGACCCUUCCCGGAAAGCACAGAUUGAGUUGAGCAUGGGCUGCUGCAUCCGCCGUCUCUACAACACAUUCACCAGGAAUUCAAGAUGAAGGAGACCACACCUAGGCGUGCCACCCGGACCCGAAAGAGAACGCGGCUGAAUAGGCCGACCAAGGAACCAAAGAGGGAACCGGAACCAUGUUUCCCAAGGUGGUGCCCCGCUAGCCCCCCGGAACCGGACACAGAAGGCUGGCAACAAUAACAACAGCAACAACAGCAGCAGCAGCAACAACAACAACAAAAACCAUAUUCAGGCCCGAUCCCAUAGUCAACCCACCAUUUCUGAGCACUGGUUCGGUUUAUCGUCCUUUCUGUUUGCUCGUUAAACGCGGGAAAGGGGAGCGGGAUUGGGUACGGAUCUUGGGAACG